Molecule: messenger RNA, 7578 nt
Organism: Hemicordylus capensis (graceful crag lizard)
Lineage: Eukaryota; Metazoa; Chordata; Lepidosauria; Squamata; Cordylidae
Gene: PALM
Product: paralemmin
Exons: 10
Coding region: 664-1641 (325 amino acids)
Biological process (GO): regulation of cell shape
Cellular component (GO): membrane
Source: RefSeq, a predicted model, not a curated record
AGCUGGAGAGACCAGGCAGCCCGGGCGGUGUGGCGGGGGAGAGGAGGCUCGCAGCGCGCACACACAUCCCGCGCACUCUCGCCCAUAACCACCAACCUUUCACGUCCUCCCCUCGCACAAUCCAUCAGCUCCGGACAAUAACAAACAGCGGAUGGGAUGUUGAGCUGUGCACGGCCGCCACCUUCUCCGGCGGCCUCUGGGAAGCACAGAUCUUGAGGAGGAGCAGGAGGAAAAGGAGGUGGAGGCGAAGGAGGGGGGGGGAAGAAGGAGACUGAUCCAGCCCAACCGGCUUCGCCUUCUGCCUUGCCCUGCACCUCGCCAGGCUGUCAGGAGAACCGUGAAGAGCAUCCGCGAGUCCGGGAGAUGGAGGUCAUCGACACAGGCAACACCCAGCAGGAGCGGCUCCAAGCCAUUGCGAUUUCAAUCUGAUUUACUCCCAAGCAGAAGUGCAUAGGACUGCAGCCUUAUAGCACAAUCCUAUGCAUCGGGGCGUACUCCCAGGAGAAGAGAAAGCGCCAAACGGAGAUUGAGAACAAGCGGCGGCAACUGGAAGAUGACAGGCGCCAGUUACAACACUUAAAGUCAAAGGCUCUGAGGGAGAGAUGGCUGCUGGAAGGAGCUCCUUCGUCCACGGUCGAGGAAGGCGAGGCCACGAAGAAGCAGAUGCAAGAGGACGACCUGAAGGCCAAGGAACUGGAAGAGAGCAUCCAGAGGCUGGAAAAGGAGCUGGAGCAACUGGAAAAUGGCAUCUCAGCAUCUUCCACCAAAGAAAAUGUGGCAGAGGAAGGCAGUGUGGCCGCCAAGGAGGAGAGACUGGUCCAUACGCCAAAGACACCUUUAGGCUCAGCUAAGGCCGACAACAAAAUAUCCAACAGUCCCCUGAAAAUGGCAGAAGGUGGCGGCAUGUUGAAGGCAGCUAUGUACUCUGUGGAGAUCACUGUGGAGAAGGACAAACUCACAGGGGAGACCAAGGUCCUAUCCAGCACCACUAGGCUCCCCAAGGACCACUUGGUUCAGGGGGUCAAAGUGUAUGAAGACGAACUGAAAGUGGUCCACGCAGUCCGUGCUGAAGACGGAGCUGUCGAGAACGGCAUCCACCCGCUCAGCUCCUCCGAGGUGGACGAGCUCAUCCACAAAGCCGACGAGGCCACCCUCAGUGAAGUCUCGGAGAAGGCCCUCGGCGAGAUCAAGAGGGAAGCCUCCAGGAGCAACCCCCCCAGCCAGAAGGUCACGCCGCGGAAGGAAAUCACCGGUGUGCAGGCCAAGCCAGUGGAGAGCCCCAAGCUGAUGCCCGCGGGAGAAGGCCCAGAACCCAGCAAGGAGCAACCGGUGACGAUGAUCUUCAUGGGCUACCAGAACGUGGAGGAUGAGGAUGAGACCAAAAAGGUCCUGGGGCUGGAGGGGACGAUCAAGGCGGAGCUGGUGAUGAUCGAGGAUGCCGAGAAUAAGCCGGCACCAGAUUGUGCGGGGAAGGACCACGCUCCACCCAACGGCAGCGCGGGGGAGCCGGUGACCGCUCUCCCGCAGAAGGAAGAGAACCAAGCCGGGGAGAAGCCGACGGCCAACAACACAGACCCCAAAGAAGAAGAGCAAGAUCUCGACGUGAAAAAGCAGCGUUGCAAAUGCUGCUCAGUGAUGUAAGCUCCCCUUUGCCUAGACGCCCCUCGACUCUACAACAGGACUGCCUUUCCCCCCUCACUCUCCCCUGGACUCCGCCUCUUCAGUUCCCUUCCGAGUUCUACCAACUCCUGGGUUUUUUCAAGUGCUUUUCUUUUACUGAUUGAGACAUGCCACUUUCCCUCCUCCCUUGGGUUUUUCUUCUUCUUCUUCUUCUUCCUAUUUUCAAGUGACUGGGGAAGUUAUUUGCAGCAUUGGUGAGAAGUGUAUAUUAUCCAGCAAUGACACCGCACUGCUGGGUUGGUUUUUAUUUUAUUUUUCUCAGCCUCCACCUGGCAUCCUUGUUCACUCUUUCAUAAAAGGAACGGACACUCAAUAUUGUAUUUAUUAAAGGAAGCAAUCGUACACCCUCUUCCCUUCACUUCAGGAAGAUUUGAUGGGAAGCUUCAAACUGCCAGCAUCAACAAUUCUAGGAGGCCCACUUAAACAAACAACAGCAACAACAACAAAACCAUACAAAUUGGGGGUGGGGCAUCAGUAUUUCCCCAUCCUUAUGAACUGAACCCAUUUUUGUUUCUGGACCUUUCCUUGCUGAUGGGUUAUUUGGAGAAGAAAAUCAACCGACCAAGGAGAUUCUUCUUGUGUUCAUCAAGAGGUACUUUGAGAAUUCUGUAACCUUCAAAACCACCUGAGUUCUUCGAGAACUUCAGUGACGAGGCUCUUAUAUGGCAGAAGCAUUUGGACGGAAGAUUCAGCCUCGCACGAUCCUAUUUGAAAUGACGCCUAUCCGUUCUUCGGGAAUGGCAGACUUUGGCCAUGCUGUGAGAGUGUGGUUGGGUUGGGUCCUUGCCUCCCCGAGGCGAUUCCUGUGCAGCUCCAAGAGAUGAUGCAGGCUGCCUCUGCUCUCAGCAGAGAUUGUGGUGGUGGCUGGUCACAAGAGCCAAGGCCUGAUUCUGAGAUUUAUAUACAUAUAUCUGAUGCCUUGAUGGUUACCUCUCCAGCCUGCAAAGUGGGAACUGUAAAACAGAGCUCGUAACCAGCCAGGAAGUUCCAACCAAACGCAUAAUAUCAGGUGUUGAUAUAAAACCCCUUACUGCAGAGGUUCUCAAACCCGGGUCUCCAGAGGUGGUUGGACUACAGCUCCCAUCAUCCCCCGCCUGGUGAUGGUGGGAGUUGUAGUCGAGCGGCAUCUGGGUGCUUGGGUUCGAGAGCUGACUAAGUUCCGGGGCCAGCAAUGCCAACAUGGCAGGAGCUCAGCGCUGAGGGAGCCCAGCACCCAGCAGGGUUGCAAGCGGCCAGAGGCAGAGGUGAUGGGCAGGGAACGAGAGCGCCGAUCUCUUUCCCAGAGUCUAGGUGGUAAAGUCCAGCCAGAUGCAACAGGGCUGGGUGGACCUGGGGAAGCCACUGUCAGACGGGUGCCCCACCCGCCCAAAAAAAGCAACCAGCCACAGGAAGGCAAAGAAGCAGGUUGUGGGAUUGUCUGGGAGCACAGAAGGGCCCUUCUCGGCAAUGAGUUCAAGGGGGUGCAGCAGAUUCAGGAGCGAAACAGCGGGCAGGAUGGGGGAGGCUUGCGGCCAGCGGUGCCCCCUCCUGGCUCGCAAGGCUGCUUUCUUGCUCCCUCUGGUGGCCCAGGCACUAGAGGACGGGUCCGUCGUCUGCAGAGCUCUCCGUUCCAGGAGAAUAGCUCCCUGUGUUAGUCAAGAUGGCAGCCGUCCCUAAAGCCCUCCUCCUCCUCCUCUCUCCUCUCCCCCUUCUUUUGAAGAAGACGUCCUUGACCAUGACAAUAACAAUAACAGAUGUGUAGGGAGGACUCCUCCCCCUCCUCCUCCCUCCCCCUUGCCUCUCUUUGGCUGAACUUUCCCCACUCGGUUGAUUCAAAAGGACAUCCUGUUCAUCUCUUUAAACGCCUUUCAGUCCAGGCCGCUUGGCAAAGAGCUCUCUUUGUGUGUGUGCGCGUGUGGCACGGUGGGCUUCUCUUGGCCAAGGCUGGCGUGAGGUUCAAAGCGUGGAGAGGAUUGGCAGCCUAAGAUGUGUGGGGCAGGGGCAGAACAGACCCUUCUGAAGAGCCAGGGGCUCCACCCCACUUCCUGAGAAAAUCAAAGGGGAGUCCACACAAUUCUCCAGUGACAGGAAGCCGAUAGCCUUCCCCGGGGCCUCUAGAAGAGCGAUACUCAAAUGCUUGAAAUCUGAGGCACUUGGAUUGCAAAGAGAUGCAUCCAAAUAUUGCUCGGUCCACUCCCAGGACAAUGGGCAGGCCUCCUCUGCACCACUGUGGGGUGACCCACUGAAGACCACCUCUUGGCAGCCCACCCUAGUCAGUUGAGGGUACGGGGUUGGGUCCUGCUUUUAACAUACGAAGCUGCCGCCUACCGAGUCAGACUCUUGGUCUGUCCAGCUCAGCAUUGUCUACACGGGCGGGCAGCAGCUCUCCAGGGUCUUAGUCAGAGAAGGGUUUUUCUCAGCCCUCCUAGAGGUGUGAGGAAUUGGACCUGGGACCUUCUGCAUGCAAAGCAAAUGCUCUGCCGCUGAGCUACAGCUCUUUUUGAGCAAUAGGGAUGCUUCCAGAAUUGCCUUGUACCUAUCAAUUAUAGCAUGGGCCGAAUCCGGCAACCUGGUGCAUCUGUACUCUCUCUCUCCGAUGAUGUCCCUGCCCAAAGCAGAGAGAAGUCCCAGAGGCCUCCCUACUCCGAGAUGCAAGAAAGGUGGGUGCACCCCAUAGAGCGGCUUACCCCACCAAGGUGUGCCCCCACUUCUCUUGUGCCAUGUGCCCCCCUGUGGUGUGCUAACCCCUGCAGGGUUGCCCCCCGGGUUGGACAUGGCAGCUUUAGCAGUGCUCUCUUGCUGGAACCCAAGGUGCUUGAGGCCCAAUCGCAGCCUUGUUGGGAUUAUUCAAGGCCCUCCCCAACUUCAGAGGGACCCAAUUUUCUCCUCCCCAAACACAGCCCAGCUUUAAAGGGCAGAGGAAUGGCAUCUUGGCCAGCUUCUUUUGCACAUUUCUGCUUGGUAUGACAAUCGUUUCUUGGGGAGGGAGCUUUUGCCCUUUUCUGCUUGACAGUUCUCCUGGAACCAGCUGGACGGUCAACACGAGGCCCUGCCAGUCGUGUCUGUGAAAACAGGAAGCUGCUGCAUACUGAGUCUGACCGUUAUUCCUUUUAGCCCAGUAUUGUCUACUCAGCCUGGCAGUGGUUCUUGGGCAGAGAAAGGUCCAUUUCCAGCCGUGUUUCCAGGGUCUGAAUCAGGGACCUCUCUCCAGGCAAAGCAAGAGCUCUGCCAAUAAGCUAUUACUUUCCUCCUAAGUGUCAGUAGCUCCUUCUGCCAGGUCAGACCAUCUACCUAGCUCUGCCUUGACUGGCAGCAUCUUCCCAGAGUCUCUUUCAGGCCACUUUCUCAUCCUUGUUACCAGAGACUGUUUCAACUGGAGAUAGGAACAUAGGAAGCUGCCACAAACUGAGUCAGACCAUUGGUCUACCUAGCUUAGUCUUGUCUUCACAGACUGGCAGCAGUUUCUCCAAGGCUGCAGGCAGGAGUCUCUUUCAGCCCCAUCUUGGAGAUGCUGCCAGGGAAGGAACUUGGAACCUUCUGCUCUUCCCAGAGUGGUGGCUCCAUCCCCUGAGGGGAAUCUCUUCCAGUGCUGACACUUCUAGUCUCCCAUUCAUAUGCAACCAGGGCGGACCCUGCUUAGCUAAGGGGGCAAGUCAUGCUUGCAGCCACAAGACCAGCUCUCCUCUCCAUGUUAGAUAUUAGAGGUGGCACCUGAAAUCCUUUUGGGGGGGCUCUGCCACUGAACUACGGUCCCUCAGGGGCAGCCCCAUGAGUCCUCCUUGAACAUACCAAGUGGAAGGCUCCAUUCCUAUCUUAUAGGAUUGGUUGUGCACUGGCCAACUCCAAAGGCGGCUCUUUCUGAUUGGCUGAGGCAUAGCCUGCCUGUGGCCAAUCAGCAGCAGAACAAUGAAGCGCUCUAGUGCCAUCUGCUGUCUGGAAUAAUGCAGCAUGGAGAUCCCUUGAGAGUGAAUGUGGACCACUGAGUAGGUUUGUGUUGUUGUUGUUGUUUUAGCAAUAGCAAUAGCAAUAGCACUUACAUUUAUAUACCGCUCUAUAGCCGGAGCUCUCUAAGCGGUUUACAAUGAUUUUAGCAUAUUGCCCCCAACAUUCUGGGUACUCAUUUUACCGACCUCGGAAGGAUGGAAGGCUGAGUCAACCUUGAGCCCCUGGUCAGGAUUGAACUUGUAACCUUCUGGUUACAGGGUGGCAGUUUUACCACUGCGCCACCAGGGGCUCAUGGGUUUUAAUGCAGAAAUAUCACCAAGAGGUGACUUUUCCUGGUCCUUCCUUCACACUUCUUCAUUCUUAAAAUUAUGCCCCCACAUGGUGAUGCAGUGACUCAACAGGUGGCAAUGCUGCUGCGGAGAAUGGUUCCUAAUACAGUGUGGUUGGCACUCUGGUUUGCCAUUGAAACCUGACUCUUUGGGUGGCAGGCCACAGACCAUAGAGAUGUAGGGAUAGAGCGACUCCUACUUCCUACGUAAUGGCCCACUGAAUGGCAGCAUUCAGAUGGGAACAGGGAAUGGAGAACUUUGCUUCAUUCUUGUCCGAAGGGCGGCAGGGGUAGGGUGGGAGGGAUAAGCAGCUGGCCAUAAUAGUGUAGAGAUGCCAUCUGCUCAAGAUUAAUGGCAACAUCAUCCCACGGAAAUAUCACGAAGCCACUGCCAGUCUGUGUGGACAAUACUGAGCGAGAUGGACCUAUGGUUUGACUCCAUAUAUGGCAGCUUCCUAUGUUCCUGUGGUUGCAAAUGGGGUCCAUUUCGUUUUGAGGGGACUUCAGUGGGGCAGGAGUGAUCGAGCCAUGAUGUGACUGUGAUAAAUAAUCAAAUAGACCGCAAGGAAAUAGUGGAAGAGCAGCGGAGGUGUUUAAGAGUCAGAGGUCAUGCAUUGGCUGGCUGUACUGCAGAGCCUAGGGAGAGGGAAACCCCCAUUGGACAUUGCCUAGAUAGUACGAGAACCCCGUGGGUCAAUGUAGCUUGAAUCCCUGAGCCCAGGGGUGAGGGUGGAGUAUGCCCAUGCAUCCCCAUUCGCUAAGGGGCACCGCAGAGCUUGAGAAUUUGACCUCAAGGAGUUUCAAGCCAACGGUGGGGGCGGGGGCAAAUGUCCCCAAAGUUCUACCCACACUGACCCAUUCAGUGGAAUGUUUUGCUCGGGACCAUCGUGACCCACGUGCCCUGGGAGUCAGUGCCCCUAAAGUGAUUCCCAAAAAACACCAGCCAGGAAAUGGGCCGCCGUAUUGAGAAUCGUCUACUCUACUGGGGUCGGCCCACCGUCACAGGCGACGUGUCCGGAAAGGAUUUCAUCUGGUGCGGGUCCACUCGCUAUGGACAAGGGAGAGAAGUGAGGGCUCCCCUCUCUGAUGGGAGAAGUGGGGACCUUAGCUACCCCAGCUUUUUCUCUGGCUGUGGGGUGGAGGGAGGCUGGCAUCCGGCCAUCCGCACAGCCCACCCCCGCCGCCUCUGAGCCACACCUCAACCUCGGAGCCUCCCUUGGGCCACCUGCGGCAUCUCUACCAGCAUGGCCCAAAGAGCCAACGGCAACCAAAACUUGCAAUUCUCCAAUGCCAGGGAAAUGCCAGGCCUUGGAACGAGGGUCCCUGGUGGCUAUGGGGAGGGGGCAGGGCGUGAGGGGACACUACGCCAGAGACUCCAUCGCUGAUGUGCCAAUCACCACCCCGCUCGGAUUUUUCUCCCUUGGUCCCUGUCUCAUCUGGUGUAUAAAAUGCAGUGGUCUCUCUUGUGCACCCAGCUCUCCGUCUCCCGGCCUCCUCUCGGCCCCUCUCCUCCUCCUGAGCUUCUCCAUCUCUGACCAGCUGUUUGAAACCCCCAUCUCCUUCCCUUGCCCCCUUGUUGGUUUGUAAUAUACCGGAACAAAGCAAAUUAAAAAAGGGGGGGAAAGUGUGGAUAAUCUGAAAUGAAA